ACUUCAGUUUACACUGUUUGCCUCCUAACUUCAGUUUAGCGUCCACUUCUCGCGUCAACCAAGCUCUAUUGCAUAGCGUAGCUCUACUGUGUGUUCCCCAUUUCCACGAUACAGUUUUUGCUCUAGUCGCCAUGGCUCCGAAAGUCGAGGGAGAGCAGAAGGCAGCCAAGAAGGGCCCAAAGAAGGAGCCCACGGCGAAAAAGUCGCCUGGAGCAGGAAAGAAGCUCGCAGGAGAGAAGACGGAGAGGAAAAAGGCUCGGAAGGCCGUUACGGAAACGUACAAGAUCUAUAUCUACAAGGUUUUGAAACAGGUUCAUCCAGACACUGGCAUUUCGUCCAAGGCUAUGUCGAUUAUGAACUCCUUCAUUAACGACAUUUUCGAGAAACUGGCGACGGAAGCCUCGAAAUUAGCUCGGUACAACAAGAAACCCACGAUCACGUCUCGCGAGAUUCAAACAGCAGUGCGGCUUACCCUCCCUGGCGAAUUGGCGAAGCACGCAGUGUCCGAGGGUACCAAGGCCGUGACCAAGUUCACCAGCGCGUGAGCUGUUGAUAUUCUACCAUAUGGUUGUUGCGACUACAGCCGAUUAACAUUUACCUUAGGUUCUUGUGGCCUCUGUAUAGUUUUCACCAUAUGUUAGUGUUUCCAGUCUAUUACCAAUCAGUUUUGAGCUUGCUGA
This is a messenger RNA of Closterium sp. NIES-67, 680 nucleotides long. The record is from the annotation of a GenBank genome assembly. NCBI's taxonomy places the organism in Eukaryota, Viridiplantae, Streptophyta, Zygnematophyceae, Desmidiales, Closteriaceae.